Symphalangus syndactylus (siamang) is the source of this 1629-nucleotide messenger RNA. Its product is annotated as zinc finger protein 280A. NCBI's taxonomy places the organism in Eukaryota, Metazoa, Chordata, Mammalia, Primates, Hylobatidae. The record is from RefSeq and is a predicted model, not a curated record. Gene Ontology annotation, molecular function: RNA polymerase II cis-regulatory region sequence-specific DNA binding; DNA-binding transcription factor activity, RNA polymerase II-specific. Gene Ontology annotation, biological process: regulation of DNA-templated transcription.
AUGGGAGAUACCUUUUUGUGUAAGAAAGUGGAAUCACCAAAGAAGAAUUUGAGAGAAUCCAAACAAAGGGACGAGGAUGAUGAAGAUCCAGAUCUGAUCUUUGUUGGGGUGGAGCAUGUACAUAGAGAUGCUGAAAUUCUCUUUGUCGGGAUGAUUUCAAAUUCAAAACCAGUCGUUUCAAACAUUUUGAACAGAGUCACCCCAGGUUCAAAUUCAAGAAGAAAGAAAAUCUUCCGUCAAGAUCCUGCUCACGUGUCGCAGCCUGCAAAUCAUGUGACCUCUAUGGCAAAAGCCAUCGUGCCAGUUUCUCCGUCUGAGGGGAGAUCAACAGAUAGUCCUGUCACUAUGAAGUCUUCAUCUGAACCUGGUUAUAAAAUGAGCUCACCACAAGUUGUUUCUCCCAAUUUCUCAGAUUCGCUCCCCUCAGGAACUCAGUGUCUAGUUGGAGCUAUGGUCUCUGGAGGAGGCAGAAAUGAGAGUUCUCCUGAUUCAAAGCGACUUUCCACUUCAGAUAUAAACAGCAGAGAUUCCAAAAGGGUGAAACUCAGGGAUGGAAUCCCAGGUGUACCUUCUUUAGCUGUGGUCCCUUCAGAUAUCUCUUCUAUAAUAAGCACAAAUACACCCCCACAGGGGGUCUGCAAUUCAUCAAACCAUGUUCAGAAUGGAGUAACAUUUCCUUGUGCUGAUGAUAAUGGAAAGGCACAUUUCAAUCUUACCAAUCCAGAGAGAGCAAAUGGGUCUGAUGGCCUGGUAAUAACAGACAUUCCAAGUCUAGCAAGUCAAAACAAGACCUUUGAUCCCAAGAAAGAAAAUCCCAUCGUGUUACUUAGCGACUUUUACUAUGGACAGCAUAAAGGAGAUGGGCAGCCGGAACAGAAGACUCACACCACCUUUAAAUGCCUCAGCUGCGUGAAAGUUCUAAAAAAUAUUAAGUUUAUGAAUCACAUGAAGCAUCAUUUGGAAUUUGAGAAGCAGAGGAACGACAGCUGGGAAGACCACACCACCUGCCAGCACUGCCACCGGCAGUUUCCCACUCCCUUCCAGCUACAGUGUCACACUGAUAGUGUACACAUCGCCAUGGGGCCCUCUGCUGUCUGUAAGAUUUGUGAAUUGUCAUUUGAAACAGAUCAGGUCCUCUUACAACACAUGAAGGACCAUCAUAAGCCUGGCGAAAUGCCCUAUGUGUGCCAGGUUUGCCAUUACAGAUCGUCGGUCUUUGCUGAUAUAGAAACACAUUUUAGAACAUGCCAUGAAAACACAAAGAAUUUGAUUUGUCUGUUUUGUCUCAAACUUUUCAAAACUGCAAUACCAUACAUGAAUCAUUGUUGGAGGCACAGCAGAAGGAGGGUCUUUCCGUGUUCCAAGUGCCGGCUACAGUUUUUGACGUUGAAGGAGGAAAUAGAGCACAAAACCAAGGACCAUCAAACAUUUAAAAAGCCGGAGCAACUGCAAGGGUUGCCUCGUGAAAAAAAAGUUAUUAUUCAAACUUCAGUUCAGCCAGGAUCAAGUGGUAUGGCUUCCGUUAUUGUUAGCAACACUGACCCUCAGCCUUCUCCUGUAAAAACGAGAAAGAAGAUGGCUAUGAACGCUAGAGAUUCCAGACUCCCUUGCAGCAAGGAUUCUAGUUGA